AUGCUCCGGCCCACGACCUUCCGGCCGCUGCUGCGCGCCGUCGCCGCGCCCCGCAUCGCCGCCGUCCGCACCUACGCCAGCAAGCAGCCGACGCCCUCGGUCGACGCCGUGCCCGCCAACGACCCCAACCCCAAAGCCCCGCCGCCCAAUGUCUCGGCCACCAAUGCCGUCCCCACCUCGUCCGAGGGCUCCUUCGACCAGGUCCUCCAGGAGAGCGUCGAGGAAGCCGAGGUCAUGCGCACCCAGCAGGCCCCCAACCGCCAGACGACGUGGAGUCGCAGCCAGAACCCGCGCGAGCGCGCCAUGGCCGGCCCGCGCUUCGAGCAGACCAUCAUGGCCGACCAGCCGCGCCCCCACGCCGCCAUAGAUCUCAUCCACAAGCAGCCCGUCCGCUGGAUCAAGGAGCGCAGCGUCUCGUGCGACGGCGGCGGCGGCCCGCUCGGCCACCCCAGGAUCUUCAUCAACGUUGAUAAGCCCAAGAUUUGCUGGUGCACGUACUGCGGCGUUCCCUUCGCGCACGAACACCACAGGAAGACCAUUGAAGCAUCGGACUCCAUUGCUUACCCGCUGGACCCGACCGGUCAGCCCGGAGAGGUUGAAUUCAGUCAGCAGGUUACUGACAAGCCUCUGGAGCAGCGGUGA
This is a messenger RNA of Diplodia corticola, 642 nucleotides long. Its product is annotated as nadh-ubiquinone oxidoreductase. NCBI's taxonomy places the organism in Eukaryota, Fungi, Ascomycota, Dothideomycetes, Botryosphaeriales, Botryosphaeriaceae. The transcript has 3 exons. The coding region runs from base 1 to 642 and encodes 213 amino acids. The record is from RefSeq and is a predicted model, not a curated record. Gene Ontology annotation, biological process: mitochondrial electron transport, NADH to ubiquinone.